Elgaria multicarinata webbii is the source of this 3065-nucleotide messenger RNA. Its product is annotated as crk-like protein. The coding region runs from base 1731 to 2486 and encodes 251 amino acids. NCBI's taxonomy places the organism in Eukaryota, Metazoa, Chordata, Lepidosauria, Squamata, Anguidae. Gene Ontology annotation, molecular function: receptor tyrosine kinase binding; signaling adaptor activity. The record is from RefSeq and is a predicted model, not a curated record. The transcript is spliced from 3 exons. Gene Ontology annotation, biological process: cell migration; positive regulation of ERK1 and ERK2 cascade; signal transduction.
AAUCAGGAUUGCGGGCAGAGAUUUCAGGCAGGGGAGGGGCGGGGGAGGCUGCUAGCCAGAACUCCUGGGUUCUAAUGGGUUCGAGCCGGAGAAAUCGGAGCUAGGAUGCCUGGGUCCUCCGGGGAGGGAGUGGGGUUUUAAUAGGUUGCAGUAGAGGGAGCUGGAAACCAGGACUGUUGAGUUCCCAGGGACAAGAGGAGGUAUAGAGGGAAGACAUGUGCAAAGGAGGGAAACGGGGCUUUAUUGUGGCGCUGUGGCAGAGUGGCGUGCUGAAGAGCAUUUGUAGGGUGCACAGCUGAUUUGGGUGGGUGCCUUGGGGUCGUGGAGAGGCUUUCACUGGUUCCUUUGAAGAGCUUAAAAGAGGCUGCAAUGCAGUCUUGGGGUGCUCCUUCCACGAGAAUACUAGAGAGGACUAGAGGGUAUGCAUGGAAAUGUGAUAGGGGAGAGGGGUUGUUUUAUCCUAGGGUUUUUGUUUGCCUAGAGCUUCUGAUGGGGUGGUAGGCAGAAAGGCUUGGGAGGGUAGAGGUCAUAAUUUUGGGGUGCUGCACAAUUUUGGGAGAUUGACUACCUCUGGAGUGUAUUUGUGUGUGUAUUAUUACUCUGCAACACAGGCUGCUGGUGCUGGUGGGUUGCUAGUAAAUGUCUUGGGUCUGUGGGGGGAUUGGGGGAUGUUCUUCAUUAGCACCAAGGAAGCAGUCUCUAAUUAGGGUGCUGUAACUUUGUCCAGAGGGUGACCAGUUAGUUGGAGAUAGGGGUUGGUGACUAAGUGGAUCAGGCUGAGAUCCCCUUAAUUAACUUUGUGGGUUAAAAAGUCCAUGUUGGAAUAAGAAUUCUUUUGUAUAAUGGGGUUAUAAUUCUUUAGAAAGGUAUCUUAUUCAUUUUGUGGGGAUGUGCCAUGCUAAUCUGAGAAAGACUAGGUUUUGAAAAGGUGAACUCAUCCAAAUCUUGACUUUAAAACUACAGCACCCAAAUACAUUUUUGAUGUGCUGAUUACUCUGUGGAGGAAUUGCAAGCUUGAGAGGGUACAAUCAUAUCAUACUACUUGUUAAAUUUGGUGGGGGCAGAGAGUUUGUGUGGGCUAUUUAAUUCACCCUCUUAAUUUGUAGGGACUUUGUGAUACUAGAGGACUUAAAAGAUACAAUAUUUGUUUCCCUGAAGAUAUAUAUCACUGAUUUGAUGGUAUUGUAUGUUGAUGCUAUUUGUUAGAAUCUGUCUUUAAGUAGCUAUUAAAAUUUUAGUUAGGUAGAUUAUUCAGAGAAAGGUGAGCUGUAAUUCUUGGAAGUGUAUCCCCAGUAUAUUGGAGCUGGGAGGAAUCUAUAUAACUCUUCAAGACAUCCCAUUAAUUUUAAGCAUUUGAUUGUAGAAGCUUUAUUUGCAUUCCCAAGACACUACUUUGAAUAAUAUUGCUAUUUUGGGGGAAAGGAGUGGAUGCUCUCAAGGGAUAUCACAUUUGGAUGAUUUGGGGAUGUAAGAUCUUGGGGUGGAUCUAUGAAGGAAGAGAUCUUGGGGUGGAGUUACAUAAGGGAGAGCCUAAUUCAUUUGGGGGGGGCAUGUCUGGAUUGUUUGAAGGUCACACUAAAUUUGAAGGAAGCAAUAGCUGCUAAACAAGAUUACAACUUCAACAUUCAACAGAGCAACUUCCUUUUAACAAGCUGCUCCCAAACUCCAGGGUAAUCAGUUUUCUUGGGAAUAAUAACCAGUGAGGGGUGGGUGGGUUCUUCCACCCUCCGAUGCUCCCCCAAGCCAUGUCGGCUUUUGGGGAUGCCCAUGAGUGGUAUAUGGGGGCUCUAAGCCGGCAAGAAGCAGCUGCCUGUCUCCAGGGCCACCGCCAUGGAACCUUUCUGGUACGGGAUAGUACCACGUGCCCGGGUGACUAUGUACUCUCCGUCAGCGAGAACUCCAAGGUUUCACACUACAUCAUAAACAGCCUCCCUGGGCGCCUGCGGAUUGGGGAGCAUGAAUUUGACGGCUUCCCUGCUCUGCUCGAUUUCUACCGCCUCCACUAUCUGGACACUACCACUCUGGUAGCCCCUGUGGGUCGGGUGGUGGCCCCUGCUUCUGCCCAGCCGCCUCCCGCUGGUGAAUGGGUCCGUGCCCUCUACGACUUCGUAGGCCGUGAUCAAGAAGACCUCCCCUUCAGCAAAGGGGAACCCCUGAGGGUGUUGGCCAAGCCUGAAGAGCAGUGGUGGACCGCCCAGCGUGCAGAUGGGCGCGUGGGCAUGAUCCCUGUACCGUAUGUCCAGCCCUGUCCCUAUGCUCACCCCAGCAGCCACGGUGCCCCCCGCCACGCUCCGGUAAUAGCGAGGGCAGUGCAACGAAGGGUGCCCGGUGCUAGUGACAAGACGGCACUAGCCUUUGAGGUGGGUGACCUCAUUGCUGUCACCAAGAUGAACGUCAACGGCCAAUGGGAAGGGGAGCUGAAUGGGCGCUGUGGCCAUUUUCCCUUCACCCAUGUCAAGGUCCUGGACUCUGAAGAAGCCAGUUGAGCAUUUGAUGUCACCUUUGAACUUUGACUUUCCCUGAAUGGGCCAUGACCCCUGAACUCUGACCCGUGCCUGUGAGCUUCUGGUCGUUUUGAACAUUGUACUUCCUGACACGAACCUUGAAUUUUGACCUGCCUGGUUGGGCAUUAUUGAUGAUCCAGUUCAUUGAUAUUUGAUAUUUUCAGAUCCUUGGAUAUGGACUUCUACCAACUUGAACUCCUUGACUAUAUGAACAUUGCUCCUUGACUCACUGUUCUUAAAUGCUGUGGUAGUUGAUCCUAUAAACUCUGAGCCUUUAUGGGCUUGUUCAUAUUUACUCCCUAUGAACAUCAAUCCUUCGGCCCUGUGGCUUUCGACUUUGAUUAUGUGCUCUGCAUCCUGUGGCCCCAGAAGUUCUGAGCUUUGAUUAUUGCCCCCUUACCCUUGUGUAUUUUUUCCCCAUUUGACCCUGCUCGCAUGGGGGCGGGAGCAGUGCUUAGCUUUGAAGGGAAUUCCCCCACCCACCUCCACUCCUAAUAGAAACCCUGCUCCAUUUGUUGUCUGUUUCAAACCGCCUUGUUAAUUAAAGUUUCCUGCUGAUUA